AUGGAAAUACAUCAAGAUUUAAACAGUUCAUACAUAUUAUGGCUAAAAGCCCCUAAAGGCAUGGAUCCUGAUUUAGAAAGUGAAGACAAAGUAUGGGUUCUAUUGCUUCCUGCUGAUCAUACAUUCACUAAUUUAAAAGAAACAAACCAUUAUGAUUAUAUGUUUACAACAUUGAGAGAUGAAUUAGAAGUUAAAGGAAAAACAUCCAUCCUUAAUAAAUUUUCCUGCUCCACUAAAAAAACUAAUGAAAGGGCAACAAAAGCUAUGAAAUGUAAAGGAAAUGAGAUUAGUAAUACUGCAUUAGAAAAAAAUGUUCAAAAAGGAGUUCAU
Messenger RNA from Entrophospora candida, 330 nucleotides. The record is from the annotation of a GenBank genome assembly. NCBI's taxonomy places the organism in Eukaryota, Fungi, Glomeromycota, Glomeromycetes, Entrophosporales, Entrophosporaceae.